UUGGAAAGUCAAGUAUCGUGUGGAGGUUUGUGGAGGAUAGUUUUGAUCCCAACAUUAAUCCCACAAUUGGAGCAUCAUUUAUGACGAAGACUGUGCAGUACCAAAAUGAGCUUCACAAAUUCCUCAUCUGGGACACAGCAGGACAAGAAAGGUUUCGUGCCCUGGCUCCCAUGUACUACAGAGGCUCUGCUGCGGCUAUCAUUGUGUAUGACAUCACUAAAGAGGAAUCAUUCCAGACGUUGAAGAACUGGGUGAAGGAGCUUCGCCAGCACGGACCACCCAACAUAGUGGUGGCUAUCACUGGCAACAAAUGCGAUCUCACCGAUGCCAGAGAGGUGUCAGAGAAGGACGCCAAGGACUACGCUGACUCCAUUCAUGCCAUAUUUGUAGAAACCAGUGCCAAAAAUGCCAUUAACAUCAAUGAGAUCUUCAUUCAGAUAAGUCAAAGGAUCCCAGUUAUAGACGCGGAUGGCGGGUCUGCAGUCAAGGGCUUCAAACUUCGUCGCCAACCAUCAGAGUCGACCAGGGAACGCACUUGCUGUUGACGCAGCCGUAAACAAUUUGGCCAGAUCCUCUCCAGCCUCUUGUUUUAUUUUCGAUUAGUAACCAAGGAUAAUAGCAGAUGAAGAAUGUGAUGUCAUAGGGGAAGUUCCGUAACUUCCUUUUGGAGCCAAAAAAUAAGUUCAGUUAAGAAUGGAAUGAGAUAUAUAGUCUGAAUCCUGAUGCACUUCCUUGAGAAAAGAUGAAAAUGCCCUCAUAUAAUCGUUGUACCUUAUCUUGCCUGUUCUUCAGCCCUUGUCUUUGGGGAUCCAUUUCUGUUCUAGAUCACAAACACCUGCUUAACAGAUCAGAUACUGUCCUGUCUUGCUCUCUUUCUCUCUCGUUCAUUCUCAUCUCUGUGCAACAACCUCUGCAAAACUCUAUGAAGUUUCCGAGUGAAGCUGUUGUCUCUCCGUCUGUACAUUUUAAGAUUUUCAGCACUCCUCAUGCAAGCAACACAGCGUUCUUGUCCCACUAUUUUUGCACAUUUUUGUUGUAUAUGAUUUAAAAAAAUGUGAAUGGGUGAAUCUAAUGAAAGCUGUCAUAUUUAGGUCUCAUGUCAGUCAAAUCAAGUGGAAAAAUAGGAAAUUAUAUUUUGCAUAAAGUGAAGGUAAAGUCCAUUCUUAGGACUAUUAAGAUGUUUUUCAUUGUGUAACAGUAUACAAUUAAUUUCAACUGUAAAACAGUAACUAAUAUAGCUGUAUUACAUUAAUGAUAAAUACAGAAAUACAGUAUGAAAGUGUUCUUAAUUGUCCUAAAAGAAAUGUAACAAAAUGCUCUUAAAAAUAGUCCUCAUUAUCUCUCAUUUUUUAUUGUGAUUAUGAGGGUAAAAUGACACGGACAUGUUUUCAUGAGGUUUACUCAAACACAAAUUUACUAUUAUAAGUAUCAAUAAAUGUUUGUAUUUCUGUUACGCAGGACCAGACAUGAGGUUGUGAGCACUUCUGUCUUUCCUAUAUUUUGUAUAUAAAAAAAAAAAAAACUAAAAUCAGUGGUAGUACUAAAAAUAUAAAUGAAGAUAACUCUGGGAUUUAGCAAGAGAUGUCUGAGCCUUGGCCAGAAGCCCUAUUUCGAGAUGAAUUUAUGAAGUUAUAUAUAUAUAGAAUGUGCCAAAUCUUUUUUGUGACAGUAGGAGUUGGAUCUUGUAGUAGCAGAUCAGUAGGUCAGUGAUGCUGAUGGCAGCAUGCGUGAGUUCAGCAAAACCUUCUGCUUAUUUAAUCAGUUCGCAAGUCGAGAUAACAGUACUAACACAUUCUUUGCUCCAAUUAACCACAUUCUGGGUUGCCAGAUUCUUAGCUACAGAUCCAGCCUGUUCUUGGAUUAGCAAACAGUUAGAAUGGACUCUUAUGUUUGCCGAUAAAUGUCCGUUGUUACCACUUGCAGUGCAUUAUCGUGGCAUUAGAGAAGUUCAAACCUCAUGCUUUGAAAUAAAGUUGGCCAUUCUUCUAGAAUGCCGACAAGAAUAGCAGAUUCAAAGUGUUAGAUUUGAUAACUUUUCCAACUGUUCACAUGUUUUUCAUAUCAGAAAUUUCAUGUUAGUGGGAAGGAGCCAUUGCUGGAAUUCUGUACACGAAGUGGUGCGAUUUAGGCUUUUGUCCAAGACUUUGUGAAGUGUGCGUUAUGUCCAAAUACUUUCUAAAAUUGCAUUUUAACCAUUUGUGCUAGUUGGCAGUUGUUUGCUUCAGAUCCCUUGCUGUUCCAUUUUAUGACAUUUUUUUACUGGAUUGAGUGAUUUUGGGAGGACUUGCCAAAUGCCCUAAUUGUCUCAUAAACAUUUUUCAUCUUUCUCAUUCUUUCACUGACUGAAUAACUUUUGGCCUGCACAUCCAACAUGCUUUUACUAUCUGGACAGGGAUAAAAAAGGAGCAUAUAUGGAAACUAGUCUUGGUUUAGAAAGAACAAGACGUUUAGAAGAAAAAAAACAGCUAAAGAAAGUAGUUACGCUAUACCAAAUAUUCUGCUUUGAUUUUUUUCCUGUCACCCAAUUUUUGAGCCUAAAUGUUUUCUUAAGAGCUCUACUGUCAAAUUUGUUGAAGAGCUUAAUUUGGGAGAAAAAGUCUUUAAGAAUUGCACCUGAGAAACUUGCAUUUAAAAGAUUUGGAUUAAUGUACACACUAUUCAUUCAAGACCAUUAAGAUAAUGUGGUUGAGUGGCUCUUUUUCUAUACAUCAUGUAGAAUUUACAUUUAGGUUUAUUCAACCAAAAUUGAACAUUAUCUUUUACAGUUUUGUCAUAUAUGUGAAUAUAGAAUAAAUACAUUACAAUUUCUUAACUGCAUAUACCCACAAUAGCAAAAUGUGCUUAAAAUGUGUUUCAUCUACAUGCACAUCAGUAUAACACAUGACACCAUCUCUGUUGUUUUUAGAAAUUAGUAUGUGGCUUCUGUAAUUUGUCUUAUGAUGGUACUUUAAAAAUGUGUAACAUAUAUUAUCGCAUAUGCUUUUGACACAUAAUAUUGGCAUAUAGGAGUGUUUAGUGAAUCGGAAUUAAUAUUAUGGGCAUCGUCAAAGUCUUGCGUUUCUUUUAACGUCAUUUAUCCUGUGAUUUUAUAUGCAGUGAUGCCAAUGCACCGUAAUGUUUUCAGGAAUUCACAAGUGCAAUAAUAAUACUUUUCCCCUCCAAAAUGUGUGCUGUCAGUAAUAAUAGCUGAGAGAUUUAUAGACUUAUUACAGUAAUUGUAGUUAAUCCAUGAAUUUUAACAACAAUAUUUUCCUUUAGAAGACAGUGAUUGUUAAAAGAAAAAAAGGGAUUACUUGGAACAAUUCUUAGGGGAUGAAAUUGCACUUUUUCAGAAUUGCUGUGUGUCUUUCUUGCCCUAGUUGAAACAACUUGGAAAAAUUACAGUCCUAAGCUGUUUCUAUUGAUGUUUACACAGAGAACAACGUUCAAAUUGAUUCUUCCAGUGUCUGUAAUAUACCUUACUGCAAAGUAAAAGUAUCUUGCACUCAAA
This is a messenger RNA of Sinocyclocheilus anshuiensis, 3490 nucleotides long. Its product is annotated as ras-related protein Rab-22A-like. The transcript is spliced from 6 exons. NCBI's taxonomy places the organism in Eukaryota, Metazoa, Chordata, Actinopteri, Cypriniformes, Cyprinidae. Gene Ontology annotation, molecular function: GTP binding; GTPase activity. The record is from RefSeq and is a predicted model, not a curated record. Bases 81 to 545 code for a protein of 154 amino acids.